Molecule: messenger RNA, 1012 nt
Organism: Monopterus albus (swamp eel)
Lineage: Eukaryota; Metazoa; Chordata; Actinopteri; Synbranchiformes; Synbranchidae
Product: dickkopf-related protein 4
Exons: 4
Coding region: 19-666 (215 amino acids)
Source: RefSeq, a predicted model, not a curated record
GAGCGACUGAUCGAUCAGAUGAUGUGGAUGUGGCGCAGCGUGCUGUGUGUGUCUCUGGUCUGCGGUCUGGCCCUGGACUCAAACACCAUCCGGUCCUCCAGCUCCGAGCAGCUGGACCGUUCCCAUGGUAACCAGACGGAGACGAGCGCCAACAAACGACCGACACGUCCAUGUGCUACACCUGACUGCUACGUCCCUCCGGUCACUGACAGACUGACAACACCUGGACACAACAGGGCAGGAUGCAGUAACAGAGCACAGAGGAGGACGGUCCCUCAGGACAGACAGGCGGACAGACGCAGACACAAAGACACAGACACACAGCAAGACACAGACAGCUUCAACAGGACUAAAGCUCCAGAGAUGUCCAGCUGUGUGCGCUCCGGUGACUGUGCGGCUGGUCUGUGCUGUGUCCGCUACCUGACCGGCAGACGGUGCCAGAGGAUACCGGGGGAGGGCGAGGCGUGUUUGCUGAGAGGCUCCUCCAAACAGAAGAGGAACCUGGAACGCUGCGACUGUGACAAAGGGCUGACCUGCACCCCCGUCAGCUGGGCGGAGUCAGCCAAAAACAAGGGCCAGGGUGUGUGUCUACCCCGCCCAAGACAGGGCCAGAGGAAAACAAGGCAUUCUGGGAAGAAGAGGAGGACGGCAGAGAGGAGCUGCUGACUGUGGCUCAGUGCAAACAUUUUACUGAAGCAUUGUUUCAGUGUGUAGGAAGGAACCACAGAUGUUUGAAGCUUAAAAGAUGCACAGUGGUUCUCAUACUGGAGUCCAAGGCCUCCCAGUCCAGCCUUCAGUUAAAAAGGCUGCGGCCACAUCCCAUUAACGCUCAGUCCUGAUCUGUGAGUGUCAGGUCCAUGAACCUGGCUCCGGUGUGAACACCACUCAGCUCCUAAACUGCCACACAUGCACAGGUGUAAUUGAUAUGUGAGCCAUGUGCACAAGAAUAACAACCAGGUGGUGUGUGCCAGUCAAAUGGCCCAGUUUCCUCCCAAACCACUGGGUUACAAUA